GCGCAUUCGCGUCGUGAGACCGGGACAAAAACUACAAGUCCCAGACAACUUAGCCAAGAGCUUCCUGUUUUCAUCAUGUGAUUUCACUCAUCUUUACCAUGGCGGAAGUAGAGAUGCAGGGACGAAAGCCAAGUGACGAAUCAACAGAUGACUCUGAGGAAGAAGACAGUGAAGAGGAGCCCAAGCUUAAGUACGAGCGACUGGCCAAUGGGGUGACGGAGAUUCUGCAGAAGGAUGCGGCUAGCUGCAUGACCGUACACGAUAAGUUCCUGGCGCUGGGCACGCACUUCGGGAAGGUCUACCUGCUUGACAUUCAAGGCAAUGUCACUCAAAAGUAUGAUAUUAGUCAAGUGAAGAUCAACCAGAUCAGCCUGGAUGAGUUUGGCGAACACGUGGGCAUCUGCUCUGAAGACGGCAAGGUCCAGGUCUUUGGGCUGUACACUCGGGAGGGCUUCCACGAGAACUUUGACUGUCCCAUCAAGGUCGUGGCCCUACACCCUCAGUUCGGCAGGUCCAACAGCAAGCAGUUUGUCACAGGAGGCAAUAAGCUCUUACUGUAUGAGAGGAACUGGUUAAACCGCUGGAAGACCGCCAUACUUCAUGAGGGGGAGGGCAGCAUCACCAAUGUCAAGUGGAGGGCCAACCUCAUCGCCUGGGCCAACAACGUGAAAGUGAAGAUCUAUGACAUCAGCACCAAGCAGCUGAUCACCAACGUGCUGCGCGACAACGUCAGCCUGCGGCCCGAUAUGUACCCCUGCACCCUCUGCUGGAAGGACAACUGCACCCUCAUCAUCGGCUGGGGCAACUCUGUCAAGAUAUGUGCCGUGAAGGGGCGUGACCCCAUGGAGAUGAGAGACCUACCCAGCCGAUAUGUUGAGAUCAUGUCAGCGUUUGAGACCGAGUUCUUCAUCAGUGGACUAGCACCUCUGGCCGAUCAACUGGUGACCCUGUACUACGUGAAGGAGAACUCCGAUCAGAUGGAGGAGGAGUUUCGGGCACGUCCUCGUCUGGACAUUAUCCAGCCCUUGGCGGAGAGCUGUGAGGAGAUCUCCUCGGACGCUCUGACAGUUCGCCACUUCCAGGAGAACGAGUGCAGGGACUAUCGACUGGAGCACGCAGAGGGCGAGUCCCUCUUCUACAUCAUCAGCCCCAAGGACAUUGUGGUGGCCAAAGAGCGUGACCAGGAUGACCACAUCGACUGGCUGCUGGACAAGAAGAAAUAUGAGGAGGCCCUGAUGGCUGCAGAAAUCAGUUCUAAGAACAUAAAGCGGCAUGACGUGCAGAAAAUCGGCAUGGCUUACAUCAAUCACCUGGUGGAGAAGGGAGACUACGAUGCAGCUGCCAGGAAGUGCCAGAAGGUUCUGGGGAAGAACAUGGAGCUCUGGGAGAACGAGGUGUACCGCUUCAAGACCAUCGGCCAGCUGAAGGCUAUCAGCCAGUAUCUCCCAAGGGGCGAUCUGCGGCUCCGCCCUGCCAUCUACGAGAUGAUCCUCCAUGAGUUCCUCAAGAGCGACUUUGAGGGCUUUGCCAUGCUUAUCCGAGAGUGGCCCGGGGAGCUCUACAACAACAUGACCAUUGUCCAGGCCGUCAGCGACCACCUGAAGAAGGACCCCACCAACCGCACCCUGCUAACUACCCUGGCUGAGCUUUACACAUACGACCAGCGCUACGACAGGGCCCUGGAGAUCUACUUGAGACUGAGGCACAAAGAUGUCUACCAGCUGAUCCACAAACACAACCUUUUCUCUUCCAUUGAAGACAAGAUUGUGCUCCUGAUGGACUUUGACAAGGAGAAAGCCGUCGACAUGCUGCUGGAUAAUGAAGACAAAAUAUCGAUGGACAGAGUGGUGGAGGAGCUGAGAGAGAGGCCAGAACUGCUGCAUAUUUAUCUUCACAAACUGUUCAAGCGGGACCACCACAAAGGACAGAAGUACCACGAGAGACAGAUCAGCCUGUAUGCGGAGUAUGACCGACCAAAUCUGCUUCCCUUCCUCCGAGACAGCACCCACUGCCCACUGGAGAAGGCCCUGGAGAUCUGUCAGCAGAGGAAUUUUGUGGAGGAGACAGUUUUUUUGCUCAGCCGGAUGGGGAACUGCAGGCGAGCGCUUCAGAUGAUCAUGGAGGAGCUGGGCAACGUGGAUAAGGCCAUCGAGUUCGCGAAAGAGCAGGACGACGGCGAGCUGUGGGAGGACCUCAUCUCCUACUCCAUCGACAAGCCACCGUUCAUCACGGGGCUGUUAAAUAACAUCGGGACUCACGUGGACCCCAUACUUCUCAUCCAUCGCAUCAAGGAGGGCAUGGAGAUCCCCAACCUGAGAGACUCGCUGGUCAAGAUCCUGCAGGACUACAACCUGCAGAUCCUUCUUCGUGAGGGCUGUAAGAAGAUCCUGGUGUCUGACUCGUUGUCCCUGCUGAAGAAGAUGCACAGGACUCAGAUGAGAGGAGUAAGGGUGGACGAGGAGAACAUUUGCGAGUCCUGCCAUGCCCCGAUACUGCCUUCAGACACAGCCAAGCUCUUCAGUGUAGUGCUUUUCAACUGUAGACACAUGUUCCACAAGGAGUGUCUGCCUUCGCCUGGAACCAUCCCUGGGGCCCAGUUCUGCAACAUCUGUAGUGCAAAACGGAGAGGACCUGGAAGUGGAAUCUUGGAGAUGAAGAAGUAACUGGAUAUGCUCUCCAUGGCAACUGUUGUCACGUGUUAAUUUGUGUCUAAAGGUCUGAUGGCGGGCUCGCAGCUCUAGUUUCCUGUCACUAUUGUGGGCACGUACCCUAGCUGUAAAAAAGUGCUUGGCCUUUGCUGGCUUGUUCUGCACAAGCAUGUGAUAUCAUCAUAAUGUGUGGAUGGAUUGGAUGAACAUAUUGCAGUUAAUAUAAGCCACUAUUCAGUCUAAACAUGAUUAGAUAUGCUACUGAAAGGUCAAAGAAUAUUGAAGUUGGAUACAUUACAGCCUUUUUUACUGUUAUUAAUAUUAAUAACUUUAUUGUUUGUUGUUUGCUGCAUUCUUGCUGAUUAAAAUUAAUAUAAUAUUAUUGAUGCUAAA
This is a messenger RNA of Conger conger (European conger), 3041 nucleotides long. RefSeq names its product VPS41 subunit of HOPS complex (gene vps41). Lineage: Eukaryota; Metazoa; Chordata; Actinopteri; Anguilliformes; Congridae. Gene Ontology annotation, cellular component: HOPS complex; late endosome. The transcript is spliced from 29 exons. Gene Ontology annotation, biological process: cellular response to starvation; protein targeting to vacuole; vesicle-mediated transport. The record is from RefSeq and is a predicted model, not a curated record. Gene Ontology annotation, molecular function: protein binding. The coding region runs from base 99 to 2663 and encodes 854 amino acids.